UGGUACGGAGUCAGAAUGGCUGGGAUGUGAGAUACACUUCUACUGAGAUCUGUGUCCCCAGAGGAUCAACAGUGGACAUUAACUGUUCCUACACAUACCCAUCCAGAUUGAAUGACCGUGAAGUUACAGUUCAGAAAACGUUCUGGUUUAAAGAAAAUCAGUUUAAUGUGGAUCUGAAAACACAGUCACAGUAUUCAGGUCGUGUGAAGUAUGUCUGUGAAAACAACAAGUGCACUCUGAGAAUCUCUGACCUGAGAGAGACAGACUCAGCUGUGUACAAGUUCAGGUUCAUAACAAACCAAGACAGUUUUACUGGUUCAGCUGGAGUCACUUUGUCUUUCAAAGACCCUCAGCUCCAGGUACAUGUGAGGAGAUCAACAGCCAAUCCAUAUCCUACCUGGACAGAGCUGACCUGUCACAGCAGUUGUCAGCUCCCUGAUCAUCUUUCCUACGUUUGGUUCAAGAAUAACAAACAACUUGUUGGACGGAAAAAAUACUUUCUGCUCCAACACUUUAAUGCUGGAGACAACUAUCACUGUGCUAUAGAAGGACAUGAGCGUUUCCCUUCUCCUACAUUGAACUAUCCUUCAGACGCUCCAAAGGUUCCCUCUGUGUCAGUGAGUCCCUCUGGUGAGAUCAUGGAGGGCAGCUCAGUGACUCUGACCUGCAGCAGUGAUGCUAACCCA
Messenger RNA from Paralichthys olivaceus (Japanese flounder), 686 nucleotides. The record is from RefSeq and is a predicted model, not a curated record. NCBI's taxonomy places the organism in Eukaryota, Metazoa, Chordata, Actinopteri, Pleuronectiformes, Paralichthyidae.